Messenger RNA from Phycodurus eques (leafy seadragon), 4396 nucleotides. RefSeq names its product transmembrane protein 245 (gene tmem245). NCBI's taxonomy places the organism in Eukaryota, Metazoa, Chordata, Actinopteri, Syngnathiformes, Syngnathidae. The coding region runs from base 22 to 2697 and encodes 891 amino acids. The transcript is spliced from 16 exons. The record is from RefSeq and is a predicted model, not a curated record.
ACAGGCGAGUUUGGGGCAAACAUGGCCGACGAGGAGGACUCGUCACCGGACCCCGCCGCCGGUCUUCCGCUGGGAAGCCCUCACACGGGGCGGCCUCACUCCGUGUCGUUCUCCGAGAGCGUCCCGCCGACCGUAGGAAUGGUGAGCCAGCUGCUCACCCAGCCGUCGUCACUGAAGUUCGAUAAGAACAUCAAGCAGGCCUUCUACAACACCGGGGCUAUGAUCUUCGUGGCUAUCUGCUGCGGGGCGGCGGUGCUGGUCUACUUCAUCCUGGAGGCCUUCCUCCGGCCGCUUCUCUGGGCCGUGUUGUGCGGCACCUUCCUCCACCCCUUCAAGCACUCCCUCGCUCGGCUCGGACGCUCUUGGCUCAGCGGCCUGCAGGACACCGGCACGCCCAUCGUGGUGGGCACUCUGCUGGUGCCGGUGUGGUGCGUCAACCACACGGUGGACUUCCUGGGCCGGCAGGUGCUGGAGAAGCUCCCCCUGCUGCUGGCCAUCGGAACCGGGGCGCCGCUGCUCUACGUCCUCUACCUGUCGUGGAGCGUCGUCGGCAUGGAGGUGCUUCUCGGCCACCUGUGGGGGAUCAUCGCGGCGGGGUUGGACUGUUUCCACGCCAUGUGGGUUUGCACAGUGGUCGUCGGCUACUUGUUGGCAGUCUGCUUUAAGUGGAGUCCUUACAGUGAAGGCUACUUGAGGUCCGCCGCCCUGCCCGUGUGGACCACUUUGCUUUUCUACAUUGUGUCUUUGACGGGCUCGUGGAGGGUUCCUUUAUUUGUGGUGGUGUUGCUGCUGCUCAUUGUGGGCUCCCAAGAGAAGCCUCCCGUCCCUGGCAGAGGUGAGCUGCCUGGGCGGGUGUUGUCAUUUGCUGCUAACACGAUUUACAUGGCCAUCUCCUGCGGAAGCCUGCACUCCAAAACUGAGCCAGCGGAAGGAUGCACCGCAGGCAGAUAUGGCAAUGACUCAGUGGGCAACCUCAUUGCCACCCCAGGGUUCCCUCAGAGCUCUAGAAGAGUAGCAUCCGGUCUCUUCCAGAAGAAGUCCUCCCACAGGGCCAGCGACAUCUACUUCAUCCUGCUGGUGUGGGCCAUAGUCCUUGUCCAGAUCUGGCUCAACUUGUGGGUCCUACAGCUCCUGCCCAUCCCCGUGGCAGUGUGGGUGAUGAAGAAGCUGGUGGUCCAUUUUGGCUUGAAGAGCUUUGCGGCGAGGACUCUGAGCUCGUGGUGCAGCGUGCUGGAGAAGUUCAGGCGGGAACGAGAGGAGGCUCUGCUGCCGGGCCCGAUCAAAGGCUUGGCUCAGUUCUUGCUGCGUAUUGACACAAAGAUGGUGGUGUGGUUGGAGCGCUCGCUGGAUAAAAUCAUCAGCAUCUUCAUCAUCAUCCUCCUGGUCACAGGGACCCUCCUCAUGGGGCUGCUGCUCACAGCAAUGGUUCACCACGAAAGCGCCCACAUCAUUGACGUCACCAGUAAUCUCAUCAACGAGACGGUCUCCAACCACCCAGAAUGGGCAAAGUAUGCUAUUUCCGAUUUGCAAAUGUACCGAUCGCAUUUGGUAUCUACCUUCUCUCUUCGUCGGCUCCCCUCCAGCUUGCUGCCAGAAACCCGUGUGGUCCAGAAGGCUUUGAAUUCGGCGGCCACUAACGUCUACGAGCACGGGAGAGAAUGGAUAACGCAAAAACUUCACAAGAUGUUAGGAGACAAGGUGAAUCACACGGACGUGAUUGAGAAGCAGGUGCUGGAGCUUUGGGACCGACUCUACCACUCCUGGUUUGUGAAGAACGUGACCCACUCCGGUCGCUCUCGUGGUUCCAAGUUGAAUAUUCAGAGAGCAAACAGCUGGUUGGUGGACAUCCUGGACUGGAAGGACAUCGCCUCCUUUCUUCAGGAGAAUAUUGAGACACUGUGGUCUAUUCUGGAGUCUCUCUGGGUGGUGAUGAGCAGGAACGUUGGCCUCCUCAUCUCCACGACCACCACGCUGCUCACCGUCUUGUUUCACAGCGGCACGGCUCUGCUCAACUUCGUCCUCAGCCUGGUGAUCUUUUUGACCACGCUGUUCUACCUGCUGAGCUCCAGUGGAGAAUACUACAAACCUGUCAAGUGGGUCAUCAGCCUGACCCCCCUCUCGCAGCCAGGACCUUCAUCCAACAUCAUUGGGCAGUCUGUGGAGGAGGCCAUCAGAGGCGUGUUUGAUGCCUCUCUGAAGAUGGCGGGCUUCUACGGCCUGUACACUUGGCUCACUCACACCAUCUUUGGCAUCAACGUGGUCUUCAUUCCUUCAGCCCUGGCCGCCAUCUUGGGCGCGGUGCCCUUCCUGGGCACGUACUGGGCCGCCGUGCCCGCCGUGUGCGACCUGUGGCUGGCGCAAGGCGAAGGUGUCAAGGCCGCUCUGCUGCUCGUCUGCCACAUGCUGCCGACCUACUUCGUGGACACGGCUAUCUACUCGGACAUCUCGGGGGGGGGUCACCCCUACCUGACAGGCUUGGCAGUGGCGGGCGGCGCCUACUAUCUGGGUCUGGAGGGCGCCAUUAUUGGUCCCAUCCUGCUGUGCAUCUUGGUGGUGGCGGCCAACAUCUACAGCGCCAUGCUGAUGAGCCCCAACUCCGCGGCCCCCACGCCCAUCCAGGCGGGCUGCCCCCAGCCCGGCAACAGAUUCUCCCCCCCCCCCCCAGGCCUUUGUCAGAGUCGACGCCAUCCGUCCUGAAAAAGAGCAGUGAGUGACGGCGGGCUGGCGGAAAGACUCGACUGCUCCUUCUCCCCGUGCGGCUCCGCUACGCGGGUCCGGCGAGAUGGCGUCGCAAGGAAGGGGGGUUCACGGUCGCUCACCCACAAUGCUUUGCUGCACCAUCGCUCUGAACAAAACGGUGCCUGCGGCCGUCAAUCAAAAAGAUGAUACGUAACACGCUUGCCAAAAUUGUUUUUAUGGUACUUCUACAGCGUGAGAUGAUUGUCGAAACAUUUCCACGUCGGUACCUCUCCUCACAUUAAGACUCACGUCGUCUCCAGUCACAUUGUACAACAACUUGCUUCCAAAGAUUUCUCAUGGUCACUCGUGUAAGGUUGCAAAGGACCACAACAUUUCGUUAUGUUUUAGAAUUAUACACAAUAUUGGAAAUAAUCAGUUGGACAAGUUGGAUACUUUCCAUGACAAUUAACUUGAAAUUUGAGUCAUUCUCAUUUAAAAAUCAACAUAUUUUGAAAGCUUUUUGCCGUUAUCCUCCCCCCAUGAACAACAAAAUACUUUUUGUGUUUGACAUAAAAAAAAAGUUUGGAGAUGCAUGCUUUAUUUUGGACUACAUGCAUGUGCAGUGUUCUUAUUUGCACUUUUUAAAAUUCUCAACCUAUCCUUUGCUGAAAAACUCAGCAUUUUGGUGUUGAGCUAGCCGACACCCAAAGAUGAUCAUCUUGAGGUAUCUUGGUGCCGAAGAACUAUGUUGACAUGAUGGUUGGAACUUCUAUUAGGCGAAGCCAUGUUUAGUAGAAAGGUGAUUGAUUGAUUGUGGCAUCUAUAGGCAAUUCUAAAUAUUUUUAGGGGGAGCCCCCCCCCCCCCCCACAGCAGGGCUCCAGAAAAAUGUUUUUUGGGGGGGGGGAUUAAAAACCCUACAAAAAUGCAUUAAUCAUAUGAGCAAACAUGCAUGCAAAGUAUGUACUUUUUAAAAGUUCUUGGCUGAUUUAUUUUAACUAUUUGACUUUAACAUAUAUUAUAAUAAACCAACCUGAACAUUUUGAAAUUUCCAGUUUAUUCCCAACAUUGAAAAUGUCAUGUAUUUUGCAACCCUACCCAUGUGGCCAUAAAAGUAGCACUGAGUUUGCACAAAAUGUUUGCUUUAAUAACAAUGCACACCUGCCUGCUCUCCAUGACCACGUUUUCACAUUUGUGUUGUUUAUAAAGAAGAAUAGAAUUAUGAAAUGUAAUCCCAAGUGAAGUGUUUGAAAAUCCCAUUUUAGCCCAGCAUAUAACUCGAUAAAUGGUGACAUGGUUUAUCUGAUAAGGCACUGAAGUGGAGUGGGCUAGCUCUUUUUUUUUAAUCUGCAGAAAUGAAUAGCGAAAAGACAUAUCUUUAUGGUCUCACUCACGGUUUAGUUCCAUUUGUUUUUCUGUUAACCAUAACAUCAUUCUGUAAUUGCAGUCAAGACAGCUUUCAUUAGAUAUUGAUUGGAUGUUUGUGCUUGCUUAUUAUUUAUUUUCACUACACUAGCACUUUAAGAGUACUACAGUGCUUAUCGCCAAGUUUGUAUUUGUAAUAGAUGGAUGGUAUAGUACAUUUGGUUUGUUGGAACAAUUUUGGUUUUUUUUGGAGUGUGCAUAAACAAUAUCUGUGCUUACCAAAUGAGUUUUCUUUUUAUUACCGUUUUCCUCAAAAGACUGGAUAUGCACUGCCGAAUAAAAGUUUGAAGUAAA